Molecule: messenger RNA, 933 nt
Organism: Linum trigynum
Lineage: Eukaryota; Viridiplantae; Streptophyta; Magnoliopsida; Malpighiales; Linaceae
Source: the annotation of a GenBank genome assembly
AUGGAAACGAAACAACUUCGGGAAGAGAACGAGAAGACACGAGUGGAGAUGGGUUUUAAAUUCGGGACGAGCUGGCCGUGUGAUACAUCGCCAGGAGGAAGAGCUGGAGGCAUUUCGUUAUGGUGGAAAGAGGAGAUAAAUGCACAGGUCAUGAAUGCCGAUGGUCAUUUCAUUGAUCUUAGAAUAGAGGAAAGGUUGGAGGGAAGUUGGAGAUUUACGGGGGUCUACGGGUGGCCUGAGAGUGGGGAGAAACAUCAAACUUUGGAGCUCAUCCAUAACCUGAAGGAAGAUUGGAAUAGCCAUUGGCUUUGCGGGGGUGAUUUUAAUUACAUUAUGACGGAUGCGGAGAAGCAAGGUGGUUGUCCGGGUCAGGAAAGAGAAAUGGGCGCUUUUACUGAUUGUCUCGCAGAGGCAGGGUUACUCGAUUUGGGGUUCAGAGGUUACCCAUUUACUUGGGAGAAUCGUCGAAGAGUGGGAGGAUAUAUUGAAGAGAGGCUCGACCGGUUCCUUGCAAAUGAGGGAUGGCGAAGCAUGAAAUUGCAGGCCCGUGUUUCUCAUCUUGAUUUACUGCGGUCCGAUCAUCGUCCCAUCAUUUGUGACCCUUUGGGCGAGGAAGAUGAGGAGAUCAAAUGGGGGUGGUCCUUCCGAUUUGAAUCUCUCUGGGCAAAACAUGAGGGAUGCGCUGCACAGAUACAGGAAGCUUGGAAUUCUUCUCCGGGUGACGCAAUUUCGAAGUUGAGCGGGGUUCAAUCAAAAUUGACUAACUGGAGCCGAGCCACUUUCCCAAAUUUCCGAAGGCAGAAGGAGAAGAUCAAGAGGGCCAUGAAAGCCCUAGAACACCGAGUAAAGACGGUGGAUGUGAUGGAGCAAAGACAAGCCUUGCAACGGGAACUCGAAGAGCUGGAGUGUGAUGAAGAAAUCUAUUGGCUAUAA